UUCCCAAUCCAGUGAAAGGCAGGUCAUCUUCGCAUAUGGCCUUCUUGCACCCCACAUUACACUCCAUGCAUGAAGGGGGUAGAAAAAACUCUAUCAUAAGUCAAGUUUGGCUGCUCCAAUGAACACAUCAAAGAAAGACUUAGACUGAAAAUGGAACUCAUGAAUCACAGUUUUCUUCCUUCUCUAGUUGUGCUCUAGAAUCCUCUUGAUCAUCAAAAGCUAAUGGGUGGGAUUAAUAACCCAUCUGGUGCUCUUUUUGCGCUUGUUUAUUCUCUCCUCUUGGCUUCUUUGCCAUUGAUCGAUGCCCAAAUUGUGGGGGAGUAUUCAGUCACCAACCUUCGGGCUUCAUGGGAUGACAUACCCGAAUUUUACAGCUCUGCUGACGGUAAGUUCAUUCUCAAACCCAUCCUCAUCAGAACAAAUCCUGGAGUUGGUUUCGUCUCCGGCUUCUGGUGCAGUGUCUUCUUCCGUAAUUGCCUCUUUUCCAUCUUAAUCUUUCCAAGCGCAGACUAUUUGCAGCCGUCGGACAGGGGUCUAGUUUGGUCUGCAAACCGGAACAAACCAGUCCGGUAUAACGCAACCUUGCGAUUCACGGAGCAUGGGGAUUUGAUUUUGGCAGACGAUGAUGGCAGUUUAGUCUGGUCUACAAAGACAGGAGGAAAGUCCGUAUCUGGCUUAAACUUGACUGAAGAGGGAAAUCUAGUGCUCUUCGAUCGAGACAACAAGAGGGUUUGGCAGUCUUUUGAUCACCCAACUGACACGUUACUUCUUGGGCAAAAUUUGGCUCUUGGGAACAAGCUGAUCGCCAAUGUGUCGUCGUCAAACUGGAGUGAAGGUACUUUUACGCUUGAUGCUCAACGUGAUGCUUUGUACGCUUACACAGACUUGAAUCCACUCCGGUACUAUUAUGGGUCCCUUCUAAAUUGGAGUACUACGCCGCAUCUUCGAUUUCAGAAUGGAAGUUUCAAUGAGUUGUCAAUUCCUCCUGCAUCAUCACCCGCUCAGUUCAUGAAGUUGGAGCCUGAUGGUCAUUUGAGGGUUUACCAAUGGGUAGUAGGUGAUGAUACUGACUGGAAUGAGGUAGCCGAUCUGCUGACACCGGCUGUUGGUGACUGUGGGUAUCCAUUUUCGUGUGGAAAAUACGGCAUUUGUUCAAACGGGCAGUGUAGUUGUCCUCCUGGAGAAGCCAAAAAUGGAACAAGCCUUUUCAGGCAAGAAAACUCUAGGCAACCCAACCAAGGAUGCUCCCCAAUUACUCCCAUUUCGUGCAACUAUUCUAAAUACCAAAGCCUUUUGGAGCUUCAAAACACUAGUUACUCCAACUCCUAUCGGUUUGUGUACGAGGAGAAAGAGUUAGAGGAUUGUAAGAAAGCAUGUUUGCACAACUGUUCGUGCAAAGCCUUUCUAUUCCAAUAUGAAAGUGCGCUAAGUUGCUUAUUACUUUCGGAUGUCCUUACUCUUGUAAUCCGAGAGGCUGACAUGUUUUACAACAUCAGUACAUUCCUUAAAGUGCAGAGCAAUCCUACAGUAGUUCCGGAAAGUCCCGAUCAAAAAAGUCCUUCAGUAGUAGUUCCUUCCUCCAAAAAAUCAAGACCAGUUGCGGACAUAUUGAGAAAAUCCGGCAUAGGAGCAUUAUUAGGUGUGGUUUUGAUAGCUGUUUCCUUUCUCCUUUUCCGUUACGGAAAGCGCAUGGAAUCCAAGGAACUUGAAGAGAUUAAUCUCGACCUCGUACCAGGAAUGCCUUCUAGAUUCUCUUAUGAAGACCUGAAAACGAUGACCAACAAUUUCAAUAUCAAGCUUGGCCAAGGAGGGUUCGGAUCUGUCUUUGAAGGGACACUAAGCAGUGGCACCAAAGUAGCAGUGAAGCGUCUCGACGGCUUAGGUCAAGUUAAGAAUUCAUUCUUAGCUGAAGUUGAGACAAUAGGCAGCAUUCAUCAUUUCAAUUUGGUGAGGUUGAUUGGAUUUUGUGCUGAGAAAACGUUUAGGCUUCUAGUUUAUGAGUACAUGCCUAACGGAUCAUUGGACAAAUGGAUCUUCUGCAAGUCCAAUGAGCUCACUCUUGGGUGGCAAUCCAGAAGAAAAAUCAUCUCAGACAUAGCCAAGGGAUUAGCCUAUCUCCAUGAGGAUUGCAGACAGAAAAUAAUUCAUUUGGAUAUCAAAUCCCAAAACAUCCUCUUAGAUGAAAAUCUGAAUGCAAAAGUUUCAGAUUUUGGAUUGUCAAAGUUAGUUGACAAGGAUCAAAGCCAAGUUGUAACAACAUUGAGGGGAACCCCAGGAUACUUGGCUCCUGAAUGGUUGAACUCGAUUAUCACAGAAAAAGUAGAUGUCUACAGUUUUGGUGUCGUGGUAUUGGAAAUCUUGUGUGGCAGGAAAAACUUGGAUCGGUCUCAGCCUGAGGAAGAUAUGCAUUUACUCGCUCUUUUCAAGCGAAAAGCAGAAGAAGGAAGGCUACCAGAUAUCAUAGACAAACACCAUGACGAAAUGCAACAACAUGAAGCAGAAGUUGUAGAGAUGAUGAAGAUUGCUGCGUGGUGUCUACAAAGUGAUUUUGUCAAGAGGCCUCCUAUGUCCGUGGUGGUUAAGGUUUUGGAAGGCUUGGUCGAUGUUGAAACCAACUUAGACUAUAACUUCACAAAUCUUGCGAUACCAAGAAAAGUUGGGGCAGCAGGUCUAAACGAGGAUGUCGUCCAUGCUGCUACUAUGUUGUCGUCAUCAACAUUAUCAGGACCGAGGUAAAACAACAAAAAUUCCAAUAGAUGCAUUAAGAAGGAUCUGUCAUAAUGACAUAAUUUCAACUGUUUUCUUGUUUUAUUUUGCUUUUAUGUGAACUUGCAAGUUUUAGCAUUUUACGAUAAGAACAUAACUAUUUCAGGCACCCCUGCAGCAUGUCAAAGUGUUGUAAUCCUCUGAUUCCAAGUUAAAUAACAAUUGGACACACCAAAAAUUUAUGUUUGAUUGCAUGGAAGAUU
Messenger RNA from Rhododendron vialii, 2969 nucleotides. Its product is annotated as G-type lectin S-receptor-like serine/threonine-protein kinase SD2-5. The coding region runs from base 223 to 2736 and encodes 837 amino acids. NCBI's taxonomy places the organism in Eukaryota, Viridiplantae, Streptophyta, Magnoliopsida, Ericales, Ericaceae. Gene Ontology annotation, molecular function: ATP binding; protein serine/threonine kinase activity. The transcript has a single exon. Gene Ontology annotation, biological process: protein phosphorylation. The record is from RefSeq and is a predicted model, not a curated record.